GUAAAGGAGCACUGGAAUUGGGGACAAAAGCCUCCAAAUUGGCCCCUCUGCUUUACUGUACCAUCUACGAUCCCCAACACCCAAAUCCAAAGUCUCCACAGAUUUCGACCACCUGCAAAUCCAUUGCGUCGUUCUUGGACGGGUGUCCUCUGAACUUGUACGAAUAGUCUGCACCUAUGGACUCCAUCAAGAUCAAGCUCGCCGUGGACAGGUCGUGCAACCGCGUGCUGUUCGCUGACGCCGGCUCCGACUUCGUCGACGUCCUCCUCUCCUUCCUCACGCUCCCGCUCUCCGCAAUCCAGUUCUGUGCGGCGACAUCACCGGGAUGCCUCUUCAACCUCUGCGACAGCGUCAACCGCCUCACGGGAGGUAGGCUGCUUAAGGUUGAGGCCUGCCAUGACAUGCUUCUCACGCCUUCGACCGCCCAUGAGUUUGGAGGGAGCAGUUUCUGGAAUUCUCAUGAUGCGUUUGUCAAGAACCAGCCGAACCUACAGGUAGAUGGCGAUUACUGCAGGUGUUGGCAAGUCAUGGCUAGACUUGUGCAUGUCUACAACAAAGUGAGCUCUGGGUCUGUGAUGUUCGUGAGGUGUAAAGAACAGUUUAUGAUCAGCGAUGACUUGACAAUCAUGCCAGCAUCCACCAGGACCAUGCAGUUGCUGGCUCGCAACUUCGGCCCUGGUGCGAUCCUCCAUGACUUUGAGGAGCUGGAGGUGUGCGUCGGCUGGACGGAGGUUGUAGCCAUGCUGAAGGCUUCUCUGUCGUCGGAUACGAUAUUCACCGAUAUUUUUCUGCCCAUGGGAUCUGGUGAUCAGGAUGCUCUUGCCCCUGUGAAACCGAGCAUCAACAAGAAAGUCGUAGUAGCUCCCAAUGAAGAUUCGGGACCUCAUGCUCCACUAGAGUGCAAGAUCAAGCUUUUCUAUGACGGGCAGGAGAAAAAGGUGAUGUAUGCUGAAUGCAAGCAUGAGUUUGUUGAUCUGCUCCUCGGUUUCUUGGCUUACCCACUGGGCUGUGUGAUCAAGAACAUGCGUGAUAAUGGCGUCACCUCUCCUCUGGGCAAUGGUGGUGGCUUCGACAAUCUGUACAACAGCGUCGUCGGACUCGACGCAGCAGGCUUCAUAACAGGUGGCAAGUCCACUGAGACGCUGCUGAAUCCACCCCUUAGCCCAUUCAGCGUUCGCCCUAAGUGCGCCACUCCCAAAGAACACCAAGAGGAACCGGAAAACUACAACGGUCUGGUAUCAUAUAGCUGGUGUGCUGGCUGCUGUCUUGACCUGGUCGAAGACCGAAACUAUGUGGUGAGCGAUGAUCUACUGAUGCACCAGGCCUCCGGGAUGUCCGUGACGAAGCACUGGUGCAGGAGAGACAAGGCUAACGUUGUCGAGAUGGAGAUCACCAUCGGGAAACCAGAGGCUGUUGAGCUGCUGCAAGCCAUGCUUACCUCGAGGACACCGCUGACCGACGUGUUCAAUAACAGGCUGGAGGAACACUCCUCCCUGCAAAAAAUGCAGAUCUCUGUGGAGUUCCCUGCAGGUAAGAUCAUAACCGUGGAGGUUUCGAGAUUCGACACCAUUGCCACCGUCAAGCGCAGGAUCAACGAUCAGGUGCCCAUUCCAGCAGGUCUUCGUCAUGAAUUGUUCUACGGUAUCAAAAUUUUGGAAGAUUCGUGCACCGCUGCUGAAUACAAUCUUGUCAGCAAAUGUAGCAUCACCCUCGAAUUUCGUCAAUUAUCUACGGGCCUUUGGUAGUCGUGCAAUCGUUUUGCCGCUGUUGAGUAAGUUCUGGUGCCUGGUGGUAGUAGCAGUGUGUUCUGUCUGUCCUGUAAUUUGACAGUGGUGGUCGGAUGGUGCCUUGCUCUCCUGUAAUGAUCUGUCUGUCCA
Aegilops tauschii subsp. strangulata is the source of this 1877-nucleotide messenger RNA. RefSeq lists its product as uncharacterized. Lineage: Eukaryota; Viridiplantae; Streptophyta; Magnoliopsida; Poales; Poaceae. The record is from RefSeq and is a predicted model, not a curated record. Gene Ontology annotation, molecular function: protein binding.